AUGACGCGAGCCCUAGCCGGAAGUGAAGGAAAAAGCGCCUCAGCCCGCGGCGCCUGCGCAGAAGGCUCUAGACGCUGUGAAGCAGGAGGCACUUGGGAUCGUCCGCAGGAUUGGGACCGCUACAGAGGCCGCCACGGAGCCCGCCGGAGCCACCGUUCCUGCUGCUGCUGCCGGUGCCCGAAUCGGAACCGUCGGGCCGCAGCCGCCGGCAAUGCCGCGAAGGAAGAGGAAUGCAGGCAGUAGUUCAGAUGGAACCGAAGAUUCCGAUUUUUCUACAGAUCUCGAGCACACAGACAGUUCAGAGAGUGAUGGCACAUCACGGCGAUCUGCCCGAGUCACCCGUUCCUCAGCCCGGCUGAGCCAGAGUUCCCAAGAUUCCAGUCCUGUUCGAAAUUUACAGUCUUUUGGCACUGAGGAGCCUGCUUAUUCUACCAGGAGAGUGACCCGAAGCCAGCAGCAGCCUACCCCAGUGACUCCGAAAAAAUACCCGCUUCGGCAGACUCGUUCGUCUGGCUCAGAAACUGAGCAAGUGGUUGACUUUUCAGAUAGAGAAACUAAAAAUACAGCUGAUCAUGAUGAGUCUCCCCCUCGAACUCCAACUGGAAAUGCACCUUCUUCUGAGUCUGAUAUAGAUAUCUCCAGCCCCAAUGUGUCUCACGAUGAGAGCAUUGCCAAGGACAUGUCCCUGAAGGACUCAGGCAGUGAUCUUUCUCAUCGCCCCAAGCGCCGUCGCUUCCAUGAAAGCUACAAUUUUAACAUGAAGUGUCCUACACCAGGCUGUAACUCUCUAGGACACCUUACAGGAAAACAUGAGAGACAUUUCUCUAUCUCAGGAUGUCCGCUAUAUCAUAACCUCUCAGCUGACGAAUGCAAGGCACCAACAGAGAGGCAACUGCGCUAUAAGGAAAAGGUUGCUGAACUCAGGAAGAAAAGAAAUUCUGGGCUAAGCAAAGAACAGAAAGAGAAAUAUAUGGAACACAGGCAGACCUAUGGGAACACGCGGGAACCUCUAUUAGAAAACCUGACUAGCGAGUAUGACUUGGAUCUUUUCCGAAGAGCACAAGCCCGAGCUUCAGAGGAUUUGGAGAAGUUAAGGCUCCAAGGCCAAAUCACAGAGGGGAGCAACAUGAUUAAAACAAUUGCUUUUGGUCGCUACGAGCUCGAUACUUGGUACCAUUCUCCCUAUCCUGAAGAAUAUGCACGACUGGGACGUCUCUACAUGUGUGAAUUCUGUUUAAAAUACAUGAAGAGCCAAACAAUACUCCGCCGACACAUGGCUAAAUGUGUAUGGAAACACCCCCCCGGUGAUGAGAUAUAUCGCAAAGGUUCAAUAUCCGUGUUUGAAGUGGAUGGCAAGAAAAACAAGAUCUACUGCCAGAACCUAUGCCUGUUGGCCAAGCUUUUUCUGGACCACAAGACAUUAUAUUAUGAUGUGGAACCCUUCCUGUUCUAUGUUAUGACAGAAGCGGACAACACUGGCUGUCACCUGAUUGGAUAUUUUUCCAAGGAGAAGAACUCAUUCCUCAACUACAAUGUAUCCUGUAUCCUUACCAUGCCUCAGUACAUGAGGCAGGGCUAUGGCAAGAUGCUCAUUGAUUUCAGUUAUUUGCUUUCUAAAGUGGAAGAAAAAGUUGGCUCCCCAGAGCGUCCACUCUCAGAUUUGGGUCUCAUAAGCUAUCGCAGUUACUGGAAAGAAGUGCUUCUUCGUUAUCUGCAUAAUUUCCAGGGCAAAGAGAUUUCUAUCAAAGAAAUUAGCCAGGAGACAGCUGUGAAUCCUGUGGACAUUGUCAGCACUCUGCAAGCUCUUCAGAUGCUCAAGUAUUGGAAAGGAAAACACCUAGUUUUAAAGAGACAGGACCUGAUUGAUGAGUGGAUAGCCAAAGAGGCCAAGAGAUCCAACUCCAAUAAAACCAUGGAUCCCAGCUGUUUAAAAUGGACCCCUCCCAAGGGCACUUAAAGUGACCUGUUACUCUGAGCCAGCGAACCCCAGCAGUAGGAAUCCGUACCCUAGGGAUCUGUCUGUCAUUUCUGUCGCUCUUGUGAUUGGCAAGUACAGUAUCCUUUGGGAAGGCCAUCCCCCUCAGGACUAUCCUGGCUCCGACCUUUGUGUACACUGCAGACGCUGGUUCUGAGGAACUGUUGUUUCGGCCUCAGUGAGGUUGCCUGGAUGGGAUCUAUAUUAGACUUGAUUGACGGUCCCUCGUAGCACUGACCCAUGGUGUUCUGUUUGGUACUGUACCUGUCCAGUCACUGGUUCUCUCCUCAUGUUCUCUAGCCCUGUGAGGUUAUGUUAUGUCUUCUAAACUUUGUAAUAGUGCUUUUUGCCAUCUGGUUGCCAGACCUCCAAAUAUGGUUGCCACUGCUGGGACCUUUCCAGUUUUUCCUUACAUGUGUGUUUUGGAGGGGCAGGGAAGAGGUGUAACACUUCUGAGUGUGUAUACUGGGAGGGGUCCAUUCCCUUUGGAUUUCAUCCCACUUAAAAUUUCUUCCUCCAUUUUUAUUGAAAGACCUGUUUUGAUCAUAUCAGGCUGGCCAGAGCCAAAUACUUUUGAAGCCUCUCCCAGGGAUUAGUCUUGGUAACAGCACAUAAUCUAUCUGAAUGAGAUGGAGAGAAAUAAGAGAUGGUGAUUCUGUAUUUUGCAUUGAGGUCACCAGUGGGCAGUGGGCAGUGUCUUGGUGGAAGGGAAUGAAUACUUUUUGCUUCACCAGAAAGUGCCCGGUAGUAAAUGUUUUCUUCUCUUUUAACUCCCUGCCCCUUUUUACGUUUGCAGGUGCCAAAAUAAUUUCCAGUUCUCCCUCUUAUGCUGCAUGUUAACUGGUUCAUUAACUGCAAAACCUUUUCACCAGUACCAGUGUGAUAUAGCACACCUAUACUUCCACAUAAGUUGCAUUGAUUUUUUUUCUGGACAUCCUUGGAGAAGUAGAAACUGAUUGAAAAUGACUUCUGUGUCUCAGCCCAUGACUCAACAAGGCAGAAUGGCCACCCCGCCAAGGUUUGCAUCUUUUUUCAACAGUGCCUCGCCCUCCCUCUAGGACUGAAGUGCUUAUGCCCUUCCAAGAACUCCUCCUCCAUUUCCUUUUUGGGAUUUGCCAUUAUCCUCCUAUUCUCCGGUCUCCUAUUUUUGGUGUUGUUUAAGUGAAGGAAGAAAUGCUCCCUCUAAUUUCUCCCUGGCCCAUUAUAACCUGCUAUCUUGGGGCAGCUUUUGAUGUAUGACAUGUCACCCUUCCCAACUUGGUUGUCUACAACACUGCUGUCUUCAUGUGGAGCCCUCACCACAAUCCCAACUCUGGUCAUUUGUGCCUUUCUCUUGUCAUCUCUGUACACUACUUAUAUUCACUGUGGGUUGGGGGGAGCUAAUUUUAAGCAUGUUCAAUGGCAGCUCCCUGUCAGAUUCAGUGUCACUGUUAAAAUUUAUCCAAAAGCAACUUCACUGGGGAUUUUCUUGAGGGGUAAAGGCCUUUUACAGAAGCUAACCCUUCCCCACAUGUGGUAGAAUGUGCUGUUCUAUAUCUACUCCUCAAUAAAGCAUGUUCUCUGCUCAA
Pteropus alecto (black flying fox) is the source of this 3543-nucleotide messenger RNA. RefSeq names its product lysine acetyltransferase 7 (gene KAT7). Gene Ontology annotation, molecular function: zinc ion binding; histone acetyltransferase activity. Gene Ontology annotation, biological process: regulation of DNA-templated transcription. The record is from RefSeq and is a predicted model, not a curated record. Gene Ontology annotation, cellular component: nucleus. The coding region runs from base 212 to 1957 and encodes 581 amino acids. Lineage: Eukaryota; Metazoa; Chordata; Mammalia; Chiroptera; Pteropodidae. The transcript is spliced from 14 exons.